This is a messenger RNA of Salvia miltiorrhiza (redroot sage), 1875 nucleotides long. RefSeq names its product urease accessory protein F. Bases 957 to 1679 code for a protein of 240 amino acids. The transcript has 2 exons. Gene Ontology annotation, molecular function: nickel cation binding. The record is from RefSeq and is a predicted model, not a curated record. NCBI's taxonomy places the organism in Eukaryota, Viridiplantae, Streptophyta, Magnoliopsida, Lamiales, Lamiaceae.
UUCGACUUCGAACAUGUUUUGUGUCAGUGCAGCCGCUUCUCUUCAUGUUUUGAUUUCUUAUUUUUGAUUUCUUAUUGGUUGGGUUGUUGGUGAAAGGAAUCGACUCUUCAUGUUUUGAUUUCUUAUUGGUUGGGACCGUUGGGUUGUUGGUGAAAGGAACCAAUAAUAUUUUGGUGUAGGCCACGUAAAUUUAAGGAGUUUAUAAUUAUGGGAUUAGACAUCUGAAUGCUGGGAUUUAGAUAGUAUAUGUAAUUUAGAUAGUAUACGUAAUUAUGUAAAUUUAAGGAGUUUCAAUUUCUUAAUGUAACAUUAGAUCAGGGGAGAUUGUUUAGUUUUAAAUAGAUUAUGGUGUUCUUAUUAUUUUGGAUUGUUUAGUUUUAAAUGGAUUAUGGUGUGUUUUUUGUUUAAAUGAUUCUUGAAACUUUAGGCAAUUGUUAUGAUUUUUAUUUUAUUGUUUAAUUAGCUUAUAAUUUAUUUUAGAAAAUAAAAUGAUAUGGAUCUGGGUCUGGACCCGAGACCCUGUGGAUCUUAUGGAUCUGGGUCUGGAUCCCAUUUUUUUUGAUCCAAUGGAUCUGGACCGGAUCUGGAUCUAAGUAAAAAAACAUGGAUCUGGAUCUGGACCAAGCAGGAUCCGGUCCAGAUCCGGCCCAUUGCCAUCUCUACUUAUGCAUCGGCAACGCACAUUGCGGCUGCAAAAACAAAAUCUUGUAUUUUUGUUGAAGAUUAAUUUAAUUGAAAGUUAGAGAGAUGAGUUUUAUCAAUUUGUCAAUAGGCAAUAGCCAACCCAAGUCACCCAACACCUUUUAUCUCCCUCUAGCUUCUUGCUUCUCUCUCUCUUCCGUUUUCCUUUUCACAGAAUCCUUGACCAGUAAGUAAACUGCUCUGGAGAGAUUCUCUGUGCAUCAGCCGAUAAAAAUUGAAUCUGGGAACGUGAUUGAUGCAGAUUGUGGCUUAACAUGGAGGGCUUGGGGGAUGCAAAUGCUAGAUGUUUAUCAACAAGUUUUCCCCAGCUGUGGAGUCAAUGGCAGCUAUUAGAUUCUAUACUUCCUACUGGGGGCUUUGCUCAUUCUUUUGGUCUCGAGGCAGCUAUGCAAGCUCGCCUGGUCACUACAACCGAUGAACUAAAAACAUACGUGAUCCAUGUAUUGGAGAAUGUAGGAAGCCUACUUCUACCUUUCAUCUGUGCCACAACAAUGUCACCAGAUGCACAGACAUGGCAUAGUCUUGACAGAUUGUUGAAUGCCAUGCUGACAAAUGAGGUUGGCCGUAAGGCAUCGACGGCUCAAGGAUCAGCACUAAUGAGGGUAGCUGCUUCUGUUUUCUCUGAGAUCCCUUGUCUGAAAAUGAUGAGAGGCGAAGCUUUGGGCAGUGGGGACGUCUACUUCCAUCACGCACCAGUGUUUGGGCUCGUAUGCGGACUUCUUGGAUUUGAUCCCGAGACUACACAGAAAGCCUACAUGUUUGUGACCAUGAGGGACAUCAUAUCUGCUGCGACGAGACUAAAUCUGCUGGGACCGUUGGGUGCAGCUGUGUUGCAGCAUCAGGUUGCUCCAGUUGCUGAGAGCUUGUCAACCAAGUGGAUGAAUCGAGGCGUGGACGAGGCGUGCCAGACGUGCCCAUUGCUUGAUACUGUUCAGGGCUGUCACAGCUACUUGUUUUCCAGACUUUUUUGCUCUUGAAUGGUGAAAAUGAAAGUGGGCUGGUAUGGUUAACAAUUUUUGCAGCCUGUUUGUGCAGAUUUUGAGGUCCUUUAUAAAUUAGGCAUAUUGAUUUGAGGUUCGAAAUGGCAAGUUCAAUCAUAUUUAUAUUAAUUAUCAUUGUUUUUCAGAAGCUUAAUUGAUAUCUCCAGCAAAAACUGUUGAUAUUGGCGUGAUA